This is a messenger RNA of Neltuma alba, 741 nucleotides long. RefSeq lists its product as uncharacterized. The record is from RefSeq and is a predicted model, not a curated record. The transcript has a single exon. The coding region runs from base 1 to 741 and encodes 246 amino acids. Lineage: Eukaryota; Viridiplantae; Streptophyta; Magnoliopsida; Fabales; Fabaceae.
AUGGUAUCAGAGCCGGCGGACGGUCGUCCUUCAGCGAGUCCGGUGAAUCCCUCAUCUUCGUCCUCCACGUCGGAGGACACACCAGUUGGGUCGAGCCCCAGGCAGCGUCCGACCACGAUGGACCCUCCUGGUGGAUCCCCUGCGCAAGUUUCGAGUUCGAUCAAUGCACCCUCCGCGUCGACCAUCAAUGUCGAUGGUUCUUCCAUUGCCCUUGUAUCGGAAAAACUCAUCGGCAGCAAUUAUAGGGAGUGGGCUCAGGCUAUGCGUUUAGCCAUUGGUGGCCGUGGCAAGCUCGGUCUGAUCACUGGAGAGUCGACCACACCCAGUGACCUGAAGUCUUCAGAGAUGCAGCGAUGGCUCACGGACAAUUCCCUUGUGUGCUCCUGGUUGAUUAAUGCUAUGUCACCCUCCCUCAAAAGGAGUUUCAUGUAUUUACCUACUGCUAAAGACAUGUGGGAUGCUGUCCGCGAGUCGUAUUCGGAUGGCGAGGACCUUGCCCGCCUAUAUGAUCUAAAAACCAGAAUCUGGAAUAUCAAGCAGGGCACUCGCACCGUUACAGAAUACUGGUUGGAGCUCAUUGGACUGUGGCAGGAAUUGGAUAUGAUCACCGAGGAGGAGUGGUCUUCUUCCACUGAUGCUGCGCGACACAAAAAUAAUGUUGAAAAGGAACGUGUUUUUCAGUUCCUCGCUGGAUUGAACCCUGAAUUUGAUGACAUUCAAAGCCGGAUCCUAAGUCGUUAA